Cooperia oncophora is the source of this 381-nucleotide messenger RNA. The record is from the annotation of a GenBank genome assembly. Lineage: Eukaryota; Metazoa; Nematoda; Chromadorea; Rhabditida; Trichostrongylidae.
AUGCGGAGAAGUCGUGGAACCAGACGGCGAGUGGAGACAGUGAUAACGAAUCCUCUUCUUCGCUACAUCGGCAUAAUGACAGCCGCCGAAGCAGAAGAGGUUGUCACUCGGCCCACUACCUUCCGACUCUACCAUCAAACAUCAAUGACACUGGAAGAAAUGCGUAAAGCACUUCAUAACAAUCUACCCGAAGCUGUAACGCCUACAGUUCCACUGUUUGUUAUGUACCGUAGUCGAACUGGACAACCUCGACACUAUAGAAUCAAAGAGAACGAUACAGUUCCAAUACCCACCUACAGUGUGGAUGUACCAAACGUCAGUCAACCAUGCUUCUUCUCGAUUGUUGGUCUGGUGCGAUUUUAUAGGUAUGUUUCGGUUUGA